UUUUUGCAGUUGACAGUGGACGGAACGGCAUCGCUCGGGGUGGUGCUUUCUUCUAGGGCUUGGCGUCUUGUAUCCGAAUCGCUGGGGAGUGAGGGUGUUGAGUUCUCGAGGGGUUCUUCAUCUUCUUCAUCUUCUUUUCCGUUGCUUGGACGAUAGACCAGCAUCAUGACCGCAGACGUCUUGCUCUGGAUCUUUGCCGUCGUUGUCGUGGUGGCUCUCCUUUUCCUCAUGGUUUACAAUCUCCUGGCCUUUGAUGAGCUGGCGCAUGAUCACAAGAACCCUAUUGACGUGUGCAACUCCCUCAACCCGCUGGUGCUGCCCGAGUACAUUGCGCAGGGUGUUCUGACGCUGUUAUUCCUCUUGACGGGCAACUGGAUGUGUGCAUUGCUGAUGGCACCUUUGACCUGUUACCAUGUCUGGCGCUACCUGAACCGCCCCAUGAUGUCUCAACCGGGCAUUUACGACAUGACCGAGAUGUUCAACCGGGAUGAAAUGCGUCACAACAACGUUGAAUCCGCCGUCAAGCUGGCUUUCUACAUGCUGACCUUUUUCUACUUUUUGUAUCGCAUGAUGUAUGCCUUGCUGGCCGAUGACGACAAGUCAACAUUUGCCUAAAGCGAUGCUCUUGAUUUUUUCUUCCCCGGGGCCGGGGACAGUCACUCACAAACCCGGUGGUGGUGGUGCUGCUGCCUGUGUUGACCAUUUUUUUUUUCCCAGCAUGCUACCUCUCUUGAUGGAAAUCAACCUAGCGCGUCGUUUUUUCGAAUGAAUUUACAUGUCAAUGCC
Monosiga brevicollis MX1 is the source of this 786-nucleotide messenger RNA. RefSeq lists its product as uncharacterized. The coding region runs from base 166 to 615 and encodes 149 amino acids. The transcript has 5 exons. Gene Ontology annotation, cellular component: COPII-coated ER to Golgi transport vesicle; endoplasmic reticulum membrane. Gene Ontology annotation, biological process: endoplasmic reticulum to Golgi vesicle-mediated transport. NCBI's taxonomy places the organism in Eukaryota, Choanoflagellata, Craspedida, Salpingoecidae. The record is from RefSeq and is a predicted model, not a curated record.